CACAUCUUCAAGCACAACAUAGCCUCUCUGUCGACAUUUUUUUGGUACGAUCUAAUCAUGUCACUUUCGCACUAAAAAACACAAUGAUGCGACCUCAACGGAGCACUACUUCUUCCGCGAAACAGGCCCCCGGAGCUGCAUUGAUUCAAGAAUUAGACCCUAACGGACGUGGUUCUAAGUCGGAAGUUGCGCUUUUGGAAAUUGACGGUGCGAAGAACGUCUACGUCCAAAAAGGGUCGAUCUUUUUCAAAGCUACGGCUAAAGAAGCCAAACAACGUGUAGCACAGCUGGAGAGAAAGGAGGAAGAACGAGCAGCAGCAGAAGCUUUGAGUCGGAACUAGAAACUGAAAUAUAUUUCGCCGUUCGAAUGGAAGUCCGUCGACGAGUGGAGGAGUGGAGAAGAUGAAGGAUCAUCAGCAGAUGCCUCAGAAACCUGAAGUAGCUACAAAUCUUCAACGAGGAGCGGAGGAGUUGCAGCCGGUUCAGCCAGGUGUAGGUGUAGGUACACCUAAAAUCUGCAAAAGAAUGGCAUC
Amoebophrya sp. A25 is the source of this 533-nucleotide messenger RNA. Lineage: Eukaryota; Dinophyceae; Syndiniales; Amoebophryaceae. The record is from the annotation of a GenBank genome assembly.